Cylindrotheca closterium is the source of this 897-nucleotide messenger RNA. The record is from the annotation of a GenBank genome assembly. NCBI's taxonomy places the organism in Eukaryota, Bacillariophyta, Bacillariophyceae, Bacillariales, Bacillariaceae.
AUGCUUUCACAGCUGGUCGCAAUAUGCGCUGUCGCUUGUCUACAGCCCAUCUACUUUGUGAAUGCUCUGUCAACUCCCCAAGCUCCUGAUAUCAUCAAUCGACAAUUUAUCCAACUUACGAAUCCCAUCAAUUCUGGUUUUAAGCAAAGUCUACCCGUUUCUUUCAUUCAGGAUUGGCCCACGUGGGUUCUCGAUGAAGAAGGUAAACUUUCCAGAAUUCCAGAUGGCGAUGGUUUUGUACAGCCGACAAGUGUGGAUGAAAUUUGGCAUCCAAUCGAUUUGAAGAGGCCAGCUGUGAAGCUUGCAAUGGGGCUGCAUGUACGUGAAGGUACAAUUCGACAUGUGAUGCCAGCCAUCGACCUAUCGUAUGAUGGGGGCGCACAUCGGAAUCGCGGAAUGUGUAGUGUCCCCAGAGCACACUCGUGGAUUGAUUUUUCACUGAGCAUGGACGAAUGGGAAAAUUAUAAAAUCAUGAUGUUUGCCAAAGAUACCAAAGAUGACAAGAGUUGGGAAAAUCUAAAAGUCUCCCCAAUAGGCGAAAUCCCACGCGCCAUCGAAAGGGCGACAGUGUGUUUGUCCGAAGAUGCUCCGGACGAAAUGGGGACUGGCUCACAUAUCCUACAUGUCAUCUUGAGUGAUGAAAGCAAUACAGAAAGUCAGUUGGAUUGUCCUCGCCAUGCUUUGCGAGUUACUAUGGAUGACGAGGAAGUAAGCAGUGCUAAUGCUGCUGAAGAAGCCAGUGGUGUGUUGGAUGUGGUUGUUUCCUCCACAAUAGCAGGAGUAGAAUCAGAAUUCUUGCCUGACGCAUACCGACCACUGUUUGAUGACACAGCUCUACAAAAUCCCCUGUAUGCAAAGUACAAACAAAGACAAAGGCUGCGAGAAGAAAAUAGAUAA